GUAUUUUUUUCUCCUCAAACCUUUUGAGUAUUUUUUUUUCUCUUUAACUUACGUACACAACCUUCAUUGUCACUUGAGUAUACUAUAAUGGCACGAAUAGUACUUUUGCAUGCUUUGGUGCUCUUUUUAUUCACAUUUACAUCAGCCAUAGCUGAAGCGGUAACUUUGAAUGUUGUCAAUUUUGGGGCCAAACCAGAUGGUGAAACUGACUCCACAAAUGCAUUCGUGAGUGCAUGGGGUAGAGCAUGCAGCUCAACAGCACCAACUACCAUUUAUGUGCCACUAGGAAGGUUCUUAGUUGGUAAAGUAGUGUUUAAGGGGAGGUGCAAUAAUAAGGGCAUCACAAUACGUAUUGAUGGUGCAAUGCUUGCACCUUCCAACUAUGAUGUUAUUGGAAAUGGUGGAAACUGGUUGUUUUUUGAUGAUGUUGAUGGAGUUUCAAUCAUUGGUGGUGUUCUUGAUGGACAAGGCACAGGCUUGUGGGCAUGUAAGAGAUCUGGCAAGACUUGUCCAACUGGUGCUACGAACUUGGGAUUUACCAAUUCGAACAACAUUGUGAUCAACGGAGUGACCUCUCUGAACAGCCAAAUGUUCCAUAUAGUUAUUGACCGAUGCAAUAAUGUGAAACUCCAAGGUAUCAAGGUAUCAGCUGCAGGAAACAGCCCUAACACUGAUGGCAUUCAUGUGCAACUCUCAUCAACUGUCACCAUUCUCAACUCUAACAUAGCAACCGGUGAUGAUUGCAUCUCAAUUGGUCCUGGAACUACUAAUUUGUGGAUAGAAAACAUAGCUUGUGGACCAGGUCAUGGUAUCAGUGUUGGAAGUUUAGGCAAGGAAUUUCAAGAGCCUGGUGUGCAAAAUGUGACAGUUAAAACAAUGACAUUUACUGGAACUGAAAAUGGUGUACGAAUUAAGUCUUGGGGGAGACCUAGCAAUGGAUUUGCAAGGAACAUCCUUUUCCAACAUGCUACCAUGGUUAAUGUUCAAAAUCCCAUUGUAAUUGACCAAAAUUAUUGCCCCCAUGAGAAGAAUUGUCCGGGUCAGGUUUCCGGGGUUGAAGUUAGCAAUGUUAUAUACCAAGAUAUUUAUGGAACCUCAGCAACAGAGAUUGCAGUUAAAAUCAAUUGUAGUCCAAAGUAUCCAUGCAUUGGAAUAAGUUUGGAAGAUGUGAUGCUUACAUAUGAAAGCAAGCAAGCAGUGGCUUCAUGCAAUCAUGCCGGAGGAAUCACAUCUGGUGUAGUUCAACCCAACAACUGUUUCUAG
Glycine soja is the source of this 1263-nucleotide messenger RNA. RefSeq names its product polygalacturonase-like. The coding region runs from base 88 to 1263 and encodes 391 amino acids. Lineage: Eukaryota; Viridiplantae; Streptophyta; Magnoliopsida; Fabales; Fabaceae. The transcript has 4 exons. Gene Ontology annotation, biological process: carbohydrate metabolic process. The record is from RefSeq and is a predicted model, not a curated record. Gene Ontology annotation, molecular function: polygalacturonase activity.